UCUCGCCGUUGCUCUGUGGGAGCCCCUUCAGCGCGACGGCGCCUUUCUCCUCACAGCCGCGAUAAAGCCACUUGAGUGUGCUCGCAAGUUACAGAACAGCUGUCUUCUCAAACGUCUAAACAGAAAGGAUAUUCUCUACUCCCUUUCUUAAAUGGGGAUUGCAGCUUGUCUGCUUCUGCAGUGGGAAAGAGAAACCUUUUAAGCAGGGGAAGAAGCUGGAGAGCAGGUUGUGAGCCAUGCCUUUGGUGAAAAGGAACAUUGAACCGCGGCAUCUCUGCCGAGGCGCUCUGCCAGAGGGAAUUACUAGUGAACUGGAAUGUGUAACGAAUAGUACCCUGGCUGCCAUCAUACGCCAACUAAGCAGCUUAAGCAAACAUGCUGAAGACAUAUUUGGUGAAUUGUUUAAUGAGGCCAACAGCUUCUACAUCAGAGCAAAUUCCCUUCAAGACAGAAUUGAUCGCCUUGCUAUCAAAGUUACCCAGCUGGAUUCAACAGUAGAAGAGGUAUCGUUACAGGAUAUCAACAUGAAAAAAGCCUUCAAGAGCUCAACAAUUCAAGAUCAGCAGGUAGUUUCAAAGAACAGCAUUCCUAACCCGGUGGCUGAUAUUUAUAAUCAGAGUGACAAACCACCACCUCUGAAUAUUCUUUCACCUUAUAGGGAUGAUAAGAAAGAUGGAUUGAAGUUCUAUACUGACCCUUCCUAUUUUUUUGAUCUUUGGAAAGAAAAAAUGUUACAAGAUACUGAAGAUAAGCGAAAAGAAAAGAGGAGACAAAAGGAGCAAAAGCGUAUAGAUGGCACCACCCGUGAGGUGAAAAAGGUUAGAAAAGCCAGGAACAGACGCCAGGAGUGGAAUAUGAUGGCGUAUGACAAAGAGCUUAGACCUGACAACAGGUUGUCUCAAAGUGUGUACCAUGGAGCAUCUUCCGAGGGAUCACUGUCCCCAGAUACUAGGUCCCAUGCAUCUGAUGUUACAGAUUAUUCUUAUCCUGCUACUCCGAAUCAUUCCCUCCAUCAGCAGAUAGCAAUGCCUUCAUAUGGAACAGGAGAUGGUCCACAGUACAUGGCAGCAUCCCAAAGCCAUGAGCAUGAAUACAGACCACCUUCCACCACUGUACGACAUGCUACUUUAAACAGACCUCAGCAACCACCUCCACCUCCACCCCAGCCUUCAGAUGGCCAACAUAGCUCAGUACCUGUGGUACCAGCAGAAUAUGGGAUGCUUCCAGCUCAGAUGGUGGAUUAUUACAAUCCUACAGGUCCUCCCCCUCCUCCUCCUCCCCCUAUGAUUCCUUCAGCACAAACUGCAUUUGUUAGUCCCCUUCAGCUUCCUGUACCACCUUCCCAUUCUGGACUGGUGACUGGCUCUACAUAUGCAGCUACUCAUCCUCCUCCUUCUAGUGGGCUUGUUGUCACUGCUCCUCCUCCUCCCGGCCCACCUCCUCCCCCUCCAGGCCCUCCUGCUACAGGGUCAUCCCUCUCUUCCUCCCCAAUGCAUGCUCCUCCAGCUACAGAGGCAAAACGUCAUGAACCUGCGCAGCCGCCAAUAAGUGAUGCACGGAGCGAUCUUCUUGCUGCCAUUCGAAUGGGAAUUCAGCUGAAAAAGGUGCAGGAGCAACGUGAGCAAGAAGCAAAGCGAGAGCCUGUUGGAAAUGAUGUGGCAACCAUCCUUUCAAGACGCAUUGCCGUGGAAUACAGUGAUUCUGAUGAUGAUUCAGAGUUUGAUGAGAACGAUUGGUCAGAUUGAACCUGGUCCAAGCCCAGUGGCAAGUUCAUUAAAUACUUGGCUGCAGUGAUUGCUUUCUUAGCAAGAUGUAAGGCAGGAUGUUGACAUGUAUUAAGGCUAGUGAUCGAAGUACUAAAAUUGAAUUGGUAUUAUUCAGAAUGCUGUAGCUUAGCAACUCUGGUAAUAAUGAUGUGAUUAUGCUUAUGCAGAUCAGAAACUUGUCUUACUUUCAGUAUUUACAGCAUAAUACUUAAGUGCCACUAAAUGUAGCAAAUCAUGUGCUGCGUGCAAAAUACGCUGCAGUUGUUGCACUGUUACAGAACCAGCAUUUUAUUUUACUUUCCUGAUCUUGAAGGGAUAAAAUACAUUUUUUUGACUUUACAUCUUAAUCUUUUAAUUAUGUAAGCAACUUAGGUACUUGUGAAUUGGUCUGGUUGUUAGUCUUUGAGGGCAGUUAACUAUAUGACUGGGUGAAGUGCUGUGUUCCAUAAAUAUGACUUUUAGCUUUUUUAUUAGCUACUAAUUAUGCCCACCUUAGUCUAUUUUUAAUCACUUCUUGGCUUAGGUUUUUUUGCAUACAGAAUUGAUUUGAUAUAAUCUUUUUAUCUUAAAAAUGUAGCAGAUGAUGAAAUGUAUGCUUUGAAGUAUGAAUCCACAUGAUCCAAAAUUAACAUUUUGUGAGCAGACUGGAUAAGUUUGUAACAGCACCAGCUCUAGGUUGCUGGCUGCUUGUUGGGUAGAGUGCUGGGGGGUCUCAGGUAGGUAGCGGAUGCAAGUCAACGUUACGAAUGAAAGUUAAAAUACGUGUAGAGCUUUUCAGUUUUACGAUACAGAUCAACUAGAUGCAAAGACUUCAGGAUAGACCUGAUUGAAGCCAUAGGAUUAUUGCAGUAUAGAAGUGUUACUCUUAUUACUAAAGAUUGGAACAGUCCAGAUCUAGCAAUCAGAUACAUUUCACAAGUAUUAAACUUGGUCUUUAUGCCUGUAGGUAUAAAUGUUUGUAAAUAAGUUUUGUUGUUGUUUAUUUGUACAUGUGUAGUCAUGACAGAUCGUUUUCCGUUUCCUGUAGCACGUUUACUCAAAACUACUAUUACUUUGAAUGUAUUUCUUUCCACAUACACCCAUUGAUAAAACAUUGGCAAUUAAAGCAGUUUUAAUGGCUAUUUAGGUACUAUGCCAUAUAUAUACACUUAUUUGCUCCUUCCCUAGGAACAAUUGCUGCCAUGCAGUCUGCUUUGGCUGUCUCUGUUUUCUUUAAAAAUAAUUCCUUUUUUUUCACGGUACAGUAUUAAAAUGUUUUUUUUGUUUUUGUUUUUUCUUUCUUCUGGACCAAGAGUCAGGCUGCUGCUUUGCCUAAUGAGGCUUUUAAAAAUGUAUUCAUAGCAGAGGAAGAGUUCUUUCCUUACCAGAUUACAGUUUUAAUCUUUGUAACUGAAGUCUGUGUAAUUCCAGGUCUAACAUUUGGUAAACCUCCUUUGUUCUGUGAGGCCCUGUCUGUUCUUAAAAAAAAAAAAAAGGAUGUAAAAUAAAAAGAGAAAUGGAAGAUAAUAAUCUAACCUGUGUUUACACAAUUAAGAGUUUUAGUCCUGAGAAUGUAACGGUCUAACACGAUGUUUGCAUGCAAACUGCUGGCUACUGCAUUGCUGUUUAAUCUGCGUAUGAUUUUUUCAGUCUGUGGUGGCUGUCUUUAUGGUGGGGUGGUAACAUGCUGCCUCAAUGUUGGUGUUAAAAUUUAUGACAUAAAGUACGACCAAUCUCUGCAUAGUGGUGAGCAACUACAGCUCUUGGUAAUUGGUGGCAGCUGAAAGUACUCGUCUCGGUUUCAGUUGGAGGUGGUUUUGUCUUUGCCUUAAAAUGCAGAGCUGAAGUCUGCUUUAUUUUGUGUCCUGGAGUCUGAGGUCUGUGUGUCCACCACAGAGGACAGAAUUUAGGCCAUAGCCUGAUGGUGGUUUUUAUCACUGUAUGAGAGAUGGUUUGUUCUGAUCAUCAUGGUGUGCUUGCACAGUGGCUUGCAAAAUGAUUCUUUGGACGUGUAGGCUAAAAGUGCAACUGGGACUGCAGGGUUACAUCGCUGUAUAGGUGGGGAGAGUAGUCUCAGUAUGCUUUUAAUACAUGCUGAAAUGAAAUAUCUCAGCAGAAAAUUCUUUCCAAUCUACUGAAAUUUGAUAUGACAGAAGAUAUAUUUUAUGAGCACAGAAGUUGGGUGUGUCUGAAAUUUUGUAAUUUGUGUUAAUUUUAAAUAAUAAGCAUUAAACAAGCAAUCAGUUGUGACCAGUUAAGAUAGCGUAGAUUUUUCAGUCAUAGCAGCCAGCCUGUUUUUCUGAACCUGCAAUGUUGUCAUUUUCCUUUCGGUAUUUUAUUAAUAAAAUGUGAAUUGAAUUUAGUAAUGUAAACUAACAUUAUUCUAGGCUGUUUUUAUCAGUUUUAUCAUACUUUGGGUUGUGAAUAAGUAAGAAAUAUGAAUAAAAUCUCACUUUUGA
Messenger RNA from Gymnogyps californianus (California condor), 4204 nucleotides. RefSeq names its product WASP family member 3 (gene WASF3). NCBI's taxonomy places the organism in Eukaryota, Metazoa, Chordata, Aves, Accipitriformes, Cathartidae. Gene Ontology annotation, molecular function: actin binding; protein kinase A regulatory subunit binding; Arp2/3 complex binding. Bases 237 to 1745 code for a protein of 502 amino acids. The transcript is spliced from 11 exons. Gene Ontology annotation, biological process: actin cytoskeleton organization; positive regulation of Arp2/3 complex-mediated actin nucleation. The record is from RefSeq and is a predicted model, not a curated record. Gene Ontology annotation, cellular component: cytoskeleton; SCAR complex.